ACCAUGUAAACGAUUAGAUAAACGCUUUACUUGUGAUCUCGAAUAUAGUUGAACACCCCCUCUGUCCUUUCGGUUCAAACUAACAGCGUAAAGAAGAGGAGUGGCCACGGCCGGAGCCAAAAUGGCAACGACAGUGCGUCAGUUGCACACUUCGCACUGAUUCACCAAACUAUACGUUAGCUGCACUUUAGCUAGCUCAACAAGGAACUACCACAGAGACGGAAACCCGGGGACCAUUGAAUAUGGCUGAAAUUGAACAACACGAAGGAGAGCAGGACAUUGAGAAGAAAAUUGAGGAGACGAGACAGAGAUUCAAGAAUGAGCUCCUCCAAGAUUCAACAGACAAAUAUGACUCCAGAGAUGUUGAAAGGCUUGAAAAAGAUGAUGCUCUGGUGGAGGGCUACCUGACGUGGAGACUUUAUGUUGUUGAUGAUGCCUUGAAAAUGAUUGAUGAAAGUCUCCAGUGGAGAAAAGAAUAUGGUGUGAAUGAUCUCAGUGAAAGCACCAUACCCAAAUGGAUGUUCGAGACUGGUGCUGUCUACCUCCAUGGCUAUGACAAAGAGGGCAACAAGCUUUUCUGGUUCAAAGUAAAACUACAUGUCAAGGAUGCAAAAACACUCAUGGACAAGAAGAAGUACGUUGCCUUCUGGCUGGAGCGCUAUGCGAAGAAAGAACCUGGGAUGCCACUCACUGUUGUGUUUGACAUGACAGAGUCUGGCCUCAGCAACAUAGACAUGGAGUUCGUGAAGUACAUUAUUAAUUGCUUCAAAGUGUACUAUCCAAAGUUUUUAUCCAAAAUGAUCAUCGUGGAUAUGCCUUGGAUCAUGAAUGCUGCCUGGAAGAUUGUGAAGUCGUGGUUGGGUCCCGAGGCAAUCAGCAAGCUCAAGUUUGCAUCCAAAUCUGAGAUCCACGGAUUCAUAGACUUAGAGUACCUGCCAUCUCACAUGGGUGGAACGGACCCCUUCAAGUACAGCUACCCGCCUCUCCCUGAUGACGACUUCCAAACGCCCAUCUGUGAAAACGGACCAAUUGUUAGUGAGGACGAGACAGAGAGCAAAGAGGGUGAAAUGGAGGGCAAAGAUACCCUUGAGUCCAGCUUCAACUCUGAGGUUGCGGUCAAGCCGAAAAAGGUGAAUUUCCUGGAAGACAGUUUGAGGGUAGAGGACAAUGAUAAAGGAGACACAAGCACCAGGACUAAAGGGGCCAGGAAGCCACAGACCACCUUCAAAGGCCCUCUGCUAGAUGUUAGCCCCGCGGAGGAGCUCAGCUUUGGUUCAGGAGAGACAGAGAAAAAAAGCCUCAUUAUUCUGAGCAAUGUAACCAAAAAUCAAGUGGCCUUCAAGGUACGGACCACAGCACCCGAGAAGUACAGAGUGAAGCCUAGCAGCAGCAGCUGUGAACCAGGAGCUUCAGUAGAUAUAGUGGUGUCAUUACAUGGAGGUUCUCAAGCCUCUCCACAGGAUAGAUUUUUGGUCAUGGCUGCCGAGAUGGACAAUGCUGGAUCACAAGAACUUGCACAGUUCUGGAAAGAAGUACCGAAAAACAAGGUCAUGGAACACAGAUUGCGCUGUCAUGUUCUGGAGAGCAUUAAACCAACAGUGAAUUCUCUCAGAGACAGCCCUGCGGAGACAGGGACCAGCGGGCAGCAGGAAUUAAACACAGCGCUCAUGCGAGUGAUGACCUGCAACGCACGGCUUGAGCAGAAGCUGAAUACAUGUCUGUGGGUGCAGAAGGUUCUCAUUGUGUUGGUGCUGGUCCUUGUGGUGCUGAACCUUCUGUGUCUCUACCUGCUGGGUACUUCCCAGCAGCCUUCCUGACCUGCCACGGCGUUCUCUGCCUGCAUCUGUCGACCACAGGCGCACAGAUGGUUCCAGCGGGGCCACAGUUGACUGCCUGGGUGACGGUCGUCCUGAGCUCUCUCCUCCCCACGGGCUGCUGCCAUGGAGGAGAGGAGGGCUCACUUUAGGGACAUGUGAGUUAUUGUGGGGUUACUGUAUGAAGAGAUUGUACUCGACUGUUUUCAAGCACUUGAGUUAAAACAACAGAGACACUUUUAAUAAUGCGACUUUCGAUCAUUAAUGUAUUUUUUAAGACCGAUCAUGAAAAAAUAAAUGUGUAUUUAUUGCAAAAGACACAAUAUGUAGGAAGAAUUAGUUAUUUUUGUGAUCAUAAUGGGCAAUUUUUUAUAUCAUAUAAAUCUACAGAAUAUAAAAUAAACAUUUUUUUUCUCAAAUUA
This is a messenger RNA of Plectropomus leopardus (leopard coralgrouper), 2236 nucleotides long. It is a transcript of the gene mospd2, whose product is annotated as motile sperm domain containing 2. Lineage: Eukaryota; Metazoa; Chordata; Actinopteri; Perciformes; Serranidae. Gene Ontology annotation, cellular component: endomembrane system; endoplasmic reticulum-endosome membrane contact site. The record is from RefSeq and is a predicted model, not a curated record.